Molecule: messenger RNA, 408 nt
Organism: Rhodotorula graminis WP1
Lineage: Eukaryota; Fungi; Basidiomycota; Microbotryomycetes; Sporidiobolales; Sporidiobolaceae
Exons: 4
Coding region: 1-408 (135 amino acids)
Cellular component (GO): mitochondrion
Source: RefSeq, a predicted model, not a curated record
AUGUCGCUCGCCCAGCCGCCAAAGAAGACACCAGCACUCGCUCAAGCGCCAUCACCGACCGCCAAGCUCCCGCCAUGGCUCGUCAGCAUCGCCGAGUCGCCCGCCGUCGCCUGGUCCACCUCGGGCGCGCUCCUCGCUGCCCUCCCGCUGUGCGUCCGCAGCCCGGUCGGCUUCCCUCAGCUCAUCCAGCUGCCGCUCUUUGCGGCCGUCUUUGGUGGAUCAGGGUACAUGAUCUCGGCGGGCGACCCUCUCAACGGCAGCGGCACGACCACCGCCUGGUCCCUCGUCUACCUGUUCCUCAACGGCCGCAAGGCCCUCUCGGCGCGCCGACCGGGGCCCGUCGCGCUCGCGGCCGUCGUCGCAGCCCAGGCGGCGACGUACGGUGGCUACUACUUUGGGCAGGACUGA